Molecule: messenger RNA, 1770 nt
Organism: Akanthomyces muscarius
Lineage: Eukaryota; Fungi; Ascomycota; Sordariomycetes; Hypocreales; Cordycipitaceae
Exons: 3
Coding region: 1-1770 (589 amino acids)
Biological process (GO): mRNA pseudouridine synthesis; tRNA pseudouridine synthesis
Cellular component (GO): nucleus
Molecular function (GO): RNA binding; pseudouridine synthase activity
Source: RefSeq, a predicted model, not a curated record
AUGGCGACAAACGGCGAGUCUUCUUCUGCGAACCCGUCCGCGGGUGGCGGGAGCAAUGCAGGCCAGGACCGUAAGCAGCGUUUCGGAGGCUCUCGCUUCAACAGCAACAACCAGCGUGGUAAAAAGGGCCGUGGCGGCAAGUCGUCGGAUGGCAAGCGUGGCGAGAAGCGUGAAGGCACCAACGACUGGCGCGAGUACAAGCGACGCAAGGUAGAUUCCGCGGGCGAGGUCAUCGAGGCCAAGAAUCCCUUCUCCAAGGACGAAAUCGCGGCCGAAGAGCGACGACCCAAGCGCAAGGUGGCGGUCAUGAUUGGGUACAGCGGCACGGGAUACAAGGGCAUGCAGGUCAACGGCGACGAGCCCACGAUCGAGAGGGACCUGUUCCAGGCCUUCAUCAAGGCCGGUGCCAUCUCCAAGGCCAACGCCGACGACCCCCGCAAGUCGAGCCUGGCCCGCUGCGCGCGCACCGACAAGGGCGUCCACGCCGCGGGCAAUGUCAUCAGCCUGAAGCUCAUCAUCGAGGACGAGGACAUUGUGGAGAAGAUCAACGAGGCGCUCCCCGAGCAGAUCCGCAUCUGGGGCAUCCAGCGCACCAACAACAGCUUCAACUGCUACCAGUACUGCGACUCUCGCUUUUAUGAGUACCUGCUGCCCAGCUACUGCCUGCUCCCUCCCCACCCACAGACCUUUUUGGGCCAGAAGCUCGUCGAGCUGAACAAGGAAUACGGGUACGAGGACCAAUAUCACGCCAACAUGGCCGACGUCAAGAACUUUUGGGCAGAGGUCGAGGAGAACGACAUCAAGCCGAUCCUCGCCAAGCUAGAGCCCGAGGUCCGCGCCGCCGUGCUGGAGCGCAUCCACUCGAUGGACGACCCCGAAGCCGAAAAGGAAGAGGCGGCGGCCAAGGACGAGGCCAAGAACGACGCACCCGCCGCCGCUGAGCAAGAAGCCCCGUCGACCGCCGCUGCCGAGCCGAAACCCGCCGCGGAGAACCCCGUCGUGCUGACGAGCGCCAAGCCCAAGGGCCGCGAGCUCGGCCCCGUCGACUUUGCCCUGCGCGACAUCAAGGCCGCCUACAUCAACGCGAAGCGCCGGUACCGCAUCACGCCGGAGCGCCGCGCGCGCCUGCAGGACGCGCUCAACAAGUACGUGGGCACGCGCAACUUCCACAACUACACGGUGCAGAAGCCGUACGGCGACCCGUCGGCCAAGCGCACCAUCAAGUCGUUCCAGGUGAACCCCACGCCCGUCAUCAUCAACAACACCGAGUGGCUGUCGCUCAAGGUGCACGGGCAGAGCUUCAUGAUGCACCAGAUCCGCAAGAUGGUCGGGCUGGUGAGCCUGAUGGUGCGCUGCGGCACGCCGCUCGACCGCAUGGACGAGAGCUACCGCGACAACAAGAUGGCCAUCCCCAAGGCGCCCGGGCUGGGCCUGCUGCUGGAGCACCCCGUGUUUGGAAACUACAACCGCCGCGCGUCGGACAACCUGGGCCGCGCGGAGAUUGACUUUGAAAGGUACGCGGACAAGAUGGGCGCGUUCAAGGACAAGGAGAUUUAUCAGCGCAUCUUUGACGUAGAGGAAAAGGAGAAUACGUUCCACGCCUUUUUCAACCAGAUUGAUCAGUUCAAGGCAAACCACUUCCUGUGGCUGACGGCUGGCGGUCUCAAGGUGGCUGAGAUUAACAAGGAAGAGAGCGGCGGCAAGUCGGAAAACGUGGACAAGCAGCUCGGCGACGAAGACGAGGAGGAUCCCGACGGUGGUCAGGGAUAG